Acanthoscelides obtectus is the source of this 401-nucleotide messenger RNA. The record is from the annotation of a GenBank genome assembly. Lineage: Eukaryota; Metazoa; Arthropoda; Insecta; Coleoptera; Chrysomelidae.
AUUUAUAUGUCACUUAGUAUAGCUGAUCAAUUAGCGAAAGACACUAUCGCUAUUGGCUACGAAGUAGAUAUUUCUUCAACCAUUCAAGACAAUCAUGCUAUUUUGAAACCACACCCAAAAAUGGGAUGGCAUGUGGAAUCGGGGUUUCUGAAGCGGACAGAAGAUCAUAGCAUACAAGGUACAGCCUACUUCAUCCACAGUUGCUGCUUAAUACAUUGAACGCUGUACAUAUGGCGGUAGGAGCAAACAAAAAACAUGUCCAAAUGAAGAACACGAAAAAGCUUUACAAAGUAUGACUUUCAUCCUAUGGAGCCCAAGCAUCCCACCCUACCGUUAAGGGGCGUCAAUCAUUAUAGACUCUACGUUCGCAGCAUGCUGCCCCGGGCAACCGAACACUGAAC